This is a messenger RNA of Vicia villosa (hairy vetch), 1779 nucleotides long. RefSeq names its product cytochrome P450 82A3-like. The record is from RefSeq and is a predicted model, not a curated record. Gene Ontology annotation, molecular function: iron ion binding; oxidoreductase activity, acting on paired donors, with incorporation or reduction of molecular oxygen; monooxygenase activity. The transcript is spliced from 2 exons. The coding region runs from base 94 to 1686 and encodes 530 amino acids. Lineage: Eukaryota; Viridiplantae; Streptophyta; Magnoliopsida; Fabales; Fabaceae. Gene Ontology annotation, biological process: defense response to other organism.
UUAAGAGAAUUUGUCCUAUAUAAAGCCAACAUUCAAGAGUAACACUAAUACUAAUUGCACAUCCAUUCAUCAACCCAACCUCAUCUAGCUAUAAUGGAUGUAGUUCUAAGCAGCCUAAUAAAAACCACAACAAUCGCAUUCCUAAUUUCUCUAAUUCCAUUAGGUUUGUUUCUAUUUGUUCAUAGAAAAAAAAGAGAGGCACCAAUAGCAAAAGGUGCAUGGCCAAUACUUGGUCACCUCCCCAUUUUCAAUGGCACACAAUCACCUCAUAGAGUCUUAGGUACCUUAGCUGAUAAAUAUGGACCAAUAUUCACCAUCAAACUUGGUUCAAAACAUGCUUUAAUCAUCAACAAUUGGGAAAUGGCUAAGGAAUGUUUCACUACAAAUGACAUGGCUCUUUCAUCUCGUCCCAAGCUUGUUGCAACACAACAUUUGGGCUAUAAAGGAGCCAUGUUUGGACUUGCACCCUAUGGUCCUUAUUGGCGCAAUCUUCGCAAGAUUGCAACCCUAGAGAUUCUCACGAAUCGUCGAGUCGAACAACAACAACAUAUUCGUGUUUCCGAAGUACAAACAUCGAUUAAAGAGCUCUUCGAUGUUUGGUCUAGCAAAAGAAACGAGCACAAUUCAUCAAACUAUGUGUUGGUGGAUAUGAAGCAGUGGUUUACACACUUAACAUUCAACAUGGUUCUUCGAAUGGUUGUUGGAAAGAGAUAUUUUGGUGUAAGAACUAAUGUUGAUGAAGAAGAAGCUCAAAGAAGUGUGAAAGCUUUGAAGGAGAUGAUGCGUUUGUUUGGGGUGAUUACGGUGGGAGAUGUUAUUCCUUGUUUGAAAUUGUUUGAUUUUGGUGGUCAUGUGAAGGCCAUGAAAAGAACUUUAAAGGAGUUGGAUGAAGUUUUAGGUGAGUGGUUGAAGGAGCGUCGUCAUGAAAGGAGUUUGAGUGAAAAGGUUGAUGGUGACGAUAAUAAAGACAUCAUGGAUGUGUUGCUUUCAUUGCUUGAUGGAAAAACAAUUGAAGGGUUUGACUGUGAUACCAUAAUCAAAGCCACAAUAUUGACAUUGUUUACCGGAGGAACUGACAGUAGUAGUGUAACUCUUACAUGGGCACUAUGUUUACUAUUGAAAAAUCCUCUUGCAAUGAAAAAGGCCAAAGAAGAACUUGACACACAUAUUGGUAAAGAGAGACAUGUAAACGAAUCAGAUAUAAGUAAGUUGGUAUACAUUCAAGCUAUAGUCAAAGAAACUCUAAGAUUGCAUCCACCUGCACCUCUAUCGGGACCUCACGAAUUCUCCGAGAAUUGUACCCUAGGUGGCUAUCAUGUUAAAAAGGGAACUCGAUUAAUCACGAAUCUUUGGAAGAUCCAUACCGAUCCUAAUGUUUGGCCUGAUCCGUUAGAGUUCAGGCCAGAAAGAUUUCUCACUACUCAUAAAAAUGUUGAUGUUAGAGGUAAAUAUUUUGAGUUAUUACCAUUUGGAAGUGGUAGAAGGAUGUGUCCUGGAAUAUCUUUUGGACUUCAAAUGGUGCAUUACUCUCUAGCUAGCUUUUUGCAUUCGUUUGAUAUCUUAAAUCCAACAACAUCUGAACUUGUUGAUAUGACUGAAGUGUUUGGAUUAACAAAUAGUAAAGCUACUCCCCUUGAGGUUCUUGUUAAACCACGUUUGUCCCUUAGUUGUUAUGAAAUUAUGUAAUUUUAUGCUAAUGGUGUAUUAAUUGGUGUAUUUCUAUAAAUAAAGUUUUUAUCAUUUGUGAUAUUAUAUCAAACGGUUUUAUUGUUUUGUGUA